CCAAAGUGGGCUAUGUGAUUUCUUUACAGAGAAAUAAACAAUGACAGCAACUUUAAAACAGUCUUUAAAAACCCACUUUGGGUUUGACAGCUUUCGGUCUAAAAUACAGGAAGAUGUUGUUAAAGCAGUCAUCAGAGGUGAUAGGGAUGUGUUUGUGUGCAUGCCCACUGGAGCAGGGAAGUCGCUCUGUUACCAGCUGCCUGCAGUCCUGGCUGAGGGCAUUACUCUGGUUAUAUCCCCGCUAAUCGCUCUCAUUCAGGACCAAGUGGACCAUCUGAGGGAUCUGAACAUCCCCGCCUGCUCCAUCAACUCCAAGCUCCCAGCAGGCGAGCGCCGUCUGAUCUUGGCUGACUUGGGUAGCAGCAGCCCCAAGCUGAAGCUGCUCUACAUCACUCCAGAGAUGGUGGCGUCUCCUUCCUUCCAGCCCUGUCUGACGGGCCUGUGCUCCCGCGGCCUGCUGUCUUACCUGGCUGUGGACGAGGCUCACUGCGUCUCCCAGUGGGGACAUGAUUUCAGGCCCGACUACCUUAAACUGGGAGAGCUGCGUGGUCGCUUGCCAGGAGUUCCCUGUUUGGCCCUGACGGCGACAGCGCCCAAGAAUGUACAAGAAGACAUUGCUAAGUCCCUGAGGCUGAACUCGCCGCAGACUUUUGUAACACCUGUCUUCCGCAGUAACUUGCACUAUGAUGUGAUCUUCAGGGAGCUGCUGCCGAACCCGUACGUCCACCUCCACGCCUUCAUCCAGAAGGAACUGGGACUGAACAGCGGCUCUAGUGGAAAGGGUUGUGGGAUUGUGUACUGUCGGACCAGGGAAGGCUGUGAAACAGUGGCUCACCAGCUGACCAAGCUCGGAGUCUUGUCCAAACCGUAUCACGCAGGUCUGAAGGCAGGAGAUCGCACAGAGGUCCAGAGUGAUUGGAUGCAGGGGAAGGUGCUAGUUAUUGUAGCCACCAUCAGCUUUGGCAUGGGAGUAGACAAGGCCAAUGUCAGGUUUGUAGCUCACUGGAACCUGGCUAAGUCCCUGGCCAGUUACUACCAGGAGUCGGGGCGAGCAGGGAGAGAUGGACUGCCCUCCUCCUGUCGCACAUACUACUCCCCAAAAGAUAAGGACCAACUGAACUUCCUUAUCCGCCAGGAGGUUUCCCGCAAACAGGCAAAACGUGGCUUUGAAAAAGAGACGGACAAAUCGGCCAUUAAAGACUUUGAUGCCAUGGUGUCGUACUGUGCUCAAGAAGCUUGUCGCCAUGCAACCAUCUCCAAGUUCUUUGGGGACAAGACGCCAAACUGUGCAGGUGCCUGCGACUACUGUCGUAACCCCAAAGUGGUGCGUGCCCAGCUGGAGAGGGCGGCGACCCUCAGCACCAAGACUGAAGCUCAGAACAAGCCUAAAGGACCCUUCGGCUUCCAGCAGGACCUCUACGAAGGAGGAAGGAAGGGCUACGGCUUUGAAAGGUACGAUGAAGAGGGCGGUAGUGGUGAAGAGGACACCUCAAAGAGGAAAGCCGAGUUUUCAGACCUCUUCAAGAAGCAGAUGAACAUGCGGAAGGGAACUGAAGGUCAGAGGGCAGACUUUGUUCCCCCAGAUGCUGACUGCCCACUCAGAGAGGCCAGCAGCCAGAGGAUCCCCCGACUCACUGUGAAGGCCAGAGAGCACUGCCUCUCCCUCUUGCAGGAGGUGCUGUAUGGCCACCAGGGGGCAGGAGACGCAUUCAGGUGUGAUGCUGUGUCUUUAGCAGUGGACAUGGAACACGAGGUCUUCAAGAGCAGCAAGUCCGCCAACUUGUACAAAGCUGCUGUCCUAAAGAAGGUAUCUGAGGUCAAAAAAUCAGCACCUGGAGAAAAAGGAGAUGCUACUGCUAGCAGCAGUAGUAGUGAAUCCAGAGAAAAUGAGUCAAAACUCUCAGAGGAAGCACCCUCAUCAUCUUCUAUAUCUUCUUUUUCUGAGGACCUGCAGGGGUUUACAUCUGCAACUGAGAUCUAUUCAAUGAAGCGUAAGAGAGUAGGAGCAGGCCUCAGGGGAUCCUCCAACCCCUUCGUGACCGCUAAGGAUCUGCUGAAUAAGGGGACAGAGAGUGGAGGAUUUUACAACGACAGCUCAGGAGGCUCUGGGGACACAAACACAGAUGCUUCUUCGACUGUAACGUCGUCCAUCAAAGCCAGAGCGAACGCCGCCACCGCCGCCACCGCCACUGCCUCCCUGAGCAGCCCGACGAAGGCAGGCAGAGCCAUGAGCAAAAAGCAGCAGAAGCUAGCAGAAGCUGCGAAAAGCUCACGCAAUAUUUCCCAGUAUUUUAUGAAGAAAAAACCAACAGAGGAAAGCCAGGAGGAGGAGACGCUUAAUGGACUUGAUGCUGAGUUCUCUCACACGAUGGAGGAGGAGGCUGAAGAGAAGGACAGAGAGCAGGAGCACUCACCUGUCACUGGGGAAGAUGUGGAGAUGGAGACUCAGGACGUGAUAAUAGUAGAAAGUAAAAAAGAAACUAUAGUUGUGUCUGAUGAUGAUGAAGAGGAGGAAAUGCAUGAAACCAAAAUGAUGGAGCUGGAGCGGCUUCAGGACAGGACAGGAUCUGAAGAGUGCAUGAAACAGAACAAACCAGAGGAAGAAGCUAAAGCUAAAACACCUCCAACAGCAGCAGGGGUAAGUUUUACAGAUACAAAAGCAAACGGAGAGUCGUCCCCUCCAGCGAAGCGCAGCCGCCCUGCAGAGAGAAGAGUGACCUUUAACCCCAACGUGCAGGAAAGGGCCCUGCUGCCCAUCGCUGAGCCGCCCAAACCUGUGACUCUGAAGGAAGCAGCUGAUAUUGUGGUGCGCUACCUGGACCCCUUCUACUCUAAGGGGAAGUUUGCCACCAAGGAGCUGUUUAAGUCCUUUGCCCGCUACUUGUCUCACCUUCUUGCUGAGGGGAGGAGUCAGGGGGCAAACCAAGUUAAAGCAGAAGCCAAAGCUCUCAUCAAGAAGUUCUUCAGCAGCGUGAAGCGCUGUGAGAGCGAGGCCGACUGGAAGCACCUUAAAAGACCGCACAGCUGUAAAACAACCGAGAACCAGGAAUGACAGGAAGUUGACGUGUAGCCAUUUUUAGGGUUGAACCCUUCCUCUUUUGUCAGUGCCUACGCUUCUCUCGUCUCAGUGAACUCAGGCUUCACCGCAGACGCCCGCCUGCUGACCAGGUUUAUGGUUAAUUUGCUGCUAGAGUUCUGCUUUUUACAGGCUCGCUGCUGCUGCAGUAACUCAUGUCAAUAAUGAAGCAAUAACACAAACGCUGUUACAGCCUGAGAGAGGAGAGGUAAAACAGUGUGCACACUGGUAUUACUAAGUGUUUAUGUCUCAGCCCAUUAACUGAAAAAAUGUGUAUUUUACAUUUCUGAUGAGUAUAUGAUUUAUUUUAGUAUACUACAAGCGGCAAUUGGUCUUCAAUUUUACUCCAUAAUGGCACUUUUGUGAUACAGCACUCUAGCUUUUUUUUCUCAAGCUAAUGACACUUAAAUCUUGAUUUGAUUUGAGCUGAAAUGAAUGGAAAUCAAAAGCAUCUUUGGAUAAACAAGACUCUACAGUCAUGCUAGCAGCUCUAUAGGGCUGUCUGUACUCAGCACAAUAUGGGUGUAUAAUAAGAACAGGAUAGGCCAAUUUUUCCCACUGGCCACUCAUAGUAUUACAGCAAGGAUCCCCCUCAAAAG
Messenger RNA from Centropristis striata (black sea bass), 3675 nucleotides. RefSeq names its product RecQ helicase-like 5 (gene recql5). Bases 41 to 3052 code for a protein of 1003 amino acids. Gene Ontology annotation, molecular function: 3'-5' DNA helicase activity; nucleic acid binding; four-way junction helicase activity. The record is from RefSeq and is a predicted model, not a curated record. Gene Ontology annotation, cellular component: cytoplasm; chromosome. Gene Ontology annotation, biological process: double-strand break repair via homologous recombination. NCBI's taxonomy places the organism in Eukaryota, Metazoa, Chordata, Actinopteri, Perciformes, Serranidae. The transcript is spliced from 19 exons.